This is a messenger RNA of Fraxinus pennsylvanica, 336 nucleotides long. The record is from the annotation of a GenBank genome assembly. NCBI's taxonomy places the organism in Eukaryota, Viridiplantae, Streptophyta, Magnoliopsida, Lamiales, Oleaceae.
AUGGCAGCGAUUUCUAGCUUUUCAACAUUGCGAAAGUCGCCACAAAUUCAAUGCAGAAAAAAAGAGAGAGACAGAGGGGGUCAAAACAAUUACCCCUAUAAAGUCAUUGAAAUUACUCCUCCACCCAAGAAUCUUGGCAUUCGUUGCUUUCCCUCUAAUCUGCAGUGCGGGGAGAGUGUGAUGAUUGAAGGCCGAGCUUAUACAGUUUCAGCUGUAACUCAUCGUUACCAGCUCCGAAAAGGAAAGUACGAACCUAGCGAGAAAAGGCUUGAUGUACUGUCAACUGGAAGAUACAUAGUAAAUUUGUAUUUGGAAAAUUUGCUUCAAAAAUCUUGA